Aspergillus niger is the source of this 345-nucleotide messenger RNA. RefSeq lists its product as uncharacterized. Bases 1 to 345 code for a protein of 114 amino acids. Gene Ontology annotation, molecular function: tryptophan synthase activity. Gene Ontology annotation, biological process: L-tryptophan biosynthetic process. Gene Ontology annotation, cellular component: cytoplasm. The record is from RefSeq and is a predicted model, not a curated record. The transcript is spliced from 4 exons. Lineage: Eukaryota; Fungi; Ascomycota; Eurotiomycetes; Eurotiales; Aspergillaceae.
AUGACGGAAAUAGGGAGGGUGUUAUCACAAAGUACUUUGUAUAGCGAGUUGGGGAAGCAAAAGCGCCCCCAAAGUGGGGCCGAGACCGGAGGACGCGCAGAGUUCAUUGCCGUUACAGACGCUCAAGCCCUCCUGGGAUUUAAGAUGCUUAGUGAGACGGAGGGUAUUAUCCCGGCUCUCGAGUCAGCUCAUGCUAUCUAUAGCGGUGCCAAGAUGGCCAGGAACAUGAAGAAAAUCCAAGAUGUUGUGAUAUAUGUUAGUGGCAGAGGCGACAAGGAUAUACAGAGUGUGGCGGAUGAACUUCCCAGACUUGGACCACAGAUUGGAUGGGACUUGAGGUUCUGA